AUGGUAUUCAGAAAAUUCAAGCCACUGAAGCAGUGGGGAAAAAUGGAUACUCGCAUAUAUAAAGAAAUUCUGGCAGCACGAAAUAAACGAAAAAUGCCAAGCUUUGUAAUUUCUCCUGCUGUUCAGGAACAUGGAAUUGAGAUACAUGAUCCUAACGCUUCUGGUUUUUUCACAUCUGCGAGUCAAGAACUACCAACUAUUAAACAUCCUGCUCACACAAUUCCACAGAUCCAUGAACAUCCACUAUUUAAGUCUAUGAAAUGCUUGCUUUUUGAUGGCACUGAGGCAUUUACUGAUGGCAUCGAUCAAGCCUGUUCUCUUUCAAAAGCAGUCAAAAAGAUAGGAUUUCCAGAAGCUGUUUUGAAUUUGGCUUCAAAAAUACUGCUGCCGGAACGUUUUGAGGAUUGUGUAUGCGACUGUAUCAUGCAUGGAGAGCGUUAUGAUCCAACAUUGGAAAAAUUACCACGUUAUUUUGAUCCUAUCAUAUUCUGGACAAAUUAUUUUCCGAAUCGUGUCUAUGGUAUUCCGACGUUAACAAAGGGAAACAUAAUUCUGGAUAACCUAUUUCGCACAGUACAUCUCAUGGCUGUAGGACAUUCGCAAUUACUAGAUCUUCGCGCAAUGAUAGAAAUUCGAAAUGCGGAAAAUGAGACAAUUCCGUUCGUUCUGCGUUCUGUACCUCAUAUUAUUGUUCAAUCUCCAGAACCCAUAAAACCUUGGGCAAAGCCUAUGAGCCUGAAUAACAUGCAGGUACCAGAUACAGCACCGAUCAAUCCUAGAAUCGACCUCACUUCUGAUCAUAUCUAUAAUGAUAAAGCUGUGUUACCUCGAGCCGAAGAGAAUCUGUUCAUUGAUACGGUUCUGUGGUGUCAUGAACAAAAUCAGAAAUACCCCUGGACAUUAGAACAACUGAGUGCCAAAGCCAUUGUUACUUGCUUUGGAGCGGCAGUAACGCAAGCAACUCGACAUGGUCUACCAGUAACUGAAGAUAUCAAAAAUCAACCCAUCGUUACACGCGGUGUACAACUUGUCAACGGUCGAUUAGAUUUGGUUGUGUUCCAGCUGAAUUCAUUAGAUAUAAGUAAUGAUAGUGAUUCAUGUAAAAACAUCGCGUGGAUAGAAUCUGGGCUUCAACUUUAUAAACCUGGAAAGUUCACCGAAAACAUGGAUAAAGUGGAAGAUCUGAAUAUGGAUACAUUUAGGAAAUUUAUGGCCUUAUUAUUGAUUGGGUUGGUAAGGAAUAUAUUAGAUUUUUCCAAUCUUCGCUAUUAUAUGUCGCUUGUAUUUUUCCUGUCACAGCAUUUGAAAUUCUUACGUCGUAAUCUUACGACUCUACCUUCAACUUAUCGAGGUUUCGAUUCCAAUAGGGUAACGAUACUGUAUUUCACUUUAUCUGCACUUGACGUACUUGGAAAGUUAGAUGAAGAAGUUGACGCUGAACAAAGAGAACAAUUAAUUGACUGGAUCUAUCGUUUGCAACUGACUAGUAAUUCUGGUAAAAUUUUGAAAAAUUUAUUUACUUGGAUAAAAGCCAUGGGAUUUUGUAUGCCAACAACGCCAAAUUAUGGAUUCAUGGAUCUGGGAUGUUCAAUUUAUGGUGGUAUCAACAUGAACCCGAAAGUCGAUGAUAAAGGGUUAAAUUCUACGAGUGACAAUUAUUACAUAACCCAACAUAAUCUCGCGCAUCAUUGGAGACGACAGUUUAUGAUUCCGCAUUCAGUGGGGUUUCCUCAACUCAUUACUCAUACAACGCCAUGGACAAGCGGAUCUACUGCAUUGCGACAUAAAGGACAUUGGUCAUAUAACAUUCCUUCCGAUCAUUUGAAAAAUAGAAACUUACUGACAACAGUAGAUGAUACAACCGAUGGUACUAUGCGACUAUGGUCUGUUAGUGAAUUUUCAGACAGAAAACAACUUUUACAGUUCCGUUUGCGUUGUAAACAAAAGAAAGGGUUAGAUGAGUGGUCAUUAACUACUAUUGAUGUCGAGGAUCAAGAUCUUUUGGAUCAUGAAGCAUCUGUGAUGGAACAAAUCACGAGUCAGGUUACUUGCGAAGGUUCUAAAAACAUACUCAGGGAACAGCAAAUAUUUCAGUCAAAUUUGAGUGCGAAAUUUUGUCGAGUUCUAAAUGUGGAUUCUUCUUUACUUGAACUUCGCUCAUGGACGCCUUCUCAAGAUAAACACUGUAUUUUUGCUCGUGGUGAAGAAAAGUUGUAUCUCUGUGACCCAGUAAACAACGUUAUCCUGACACUUUUCGAACGUCCUGUCCAUUCGCUCUCAUUUAUACCUCAUAUGUACAAUGAAAUUAUUUUCUUGGACAGUGAUCGCUUCAUUUGGCAUGGAGAAGUGGGAGGGAAUUUAAUUCAACUUAAGUGUGCCGUUCAUGACAUAGAAUCAGUCCUCGGAUCAGACCAUCCUCGAUUAGUUUAUGCUUCCGGGAAAAAUAGUGUUCACUUAAUCGAUCUAAGAGUUGGCAGUUCUAGUGGAGAGAUACUCUAUACUGUCCCAGAAUAUGACGACUCUUCACGCAAUUCUUAUUAUUACCAAUACGAAAGUGCUUUCGAAAGACAAUCCAUACAUAAAUUAUGUAGCUUGCCUGAUGCUCCUCAAGUGGUUCUCAUUUGUCUUUCAAAGAGGUUUGUGCUUGUAGACGAACGCAUGCGGGGCCUCGUUUGUUUAGAAAUGGGUCAUAGCAUUUAUCAUGGGGGUCAUUACGUCACUGCAGCACCACCAUUGCAAGACAUUAUUGGUGGUGGAGCUAUUUACCCUAUUUAUGCUCUUCAGCAUACUAUUUUCCCAGAUGUGCAAACUUUUUCCUUAUAUCGUCAUUCCGAUAGUACGAUGUGGUCAUCGUUGGCAUCAAUCAAACGAUUACAGCAGCCACAAAGUGCUGCUGCGUUCUAUCGUCAGCAUCCUAAACAUCAAUUACGAAUUUCACGUAGGGCUGAGCGGCAGUUGUUUGGUGGUGGACCUACUAGAGCAAUUACCUUUGUUAAAUCUGGUAGCCAGAAAUUAUAUUUAUUCCGAAUGAUGGAUGAUGGAAGCUUGUGGAAUGAAGAAAUUAGUAUACAAGAUGAUAAAAAGAGGUUGAAAAGGGCACUGCGAAAGGGAGCAGCUAAAAUAAAGCGCAUGAUUGAUAAUAAUGAUCAGAUUCAUUUGAGAGUUGAUGAUAUGGGUAGUGGUUUGAAGCAGGAAGGGAAAGUUUUUAAUGUGAAAACAGAUUUUGACUUGCUUCAAAAUAAUUUUCACGGGGCCAUUAAUGAAAUAGAUCCACUUGACACGCGACCUGAAUUAAGCUGUUCCGAUCCAGAACUAGUGAUAAGCGUUCAUGAUGAUCAACUUUUGUCAAAAAUUCAGAGUUUAUUUUCAUGGAUGUUAGAGCAAUUUUUUAAUCAAUUCUUCUCGGUUUGCUGUGAGACUUUUAGUUAUCGUAUCACUUCAAUUUUUGACACUACAAAUUUCUGGCAGAAAGGUUGUUCGAAACAAGCAUAUGGAUUUCGUGGAUCACUUGGUUUUUCUGUACCAGCAGACAUCAGCAAAAUAGAGAACAAUGCGGAUACAAGCAUUGAAGGAGCUGCUACUGUUGUAGCUAAUCGUUCACCGUAUGACAGCGCUCAUAUUUCACAAACUUAUGUGUCUUUGUGCUGUUUGUUAAUCUUGGGAGAUGACUUAAGUCGAGUUGACAGAAAAGCUGUACUAGAAGGAGUUCGAUGCUGUCAAGUUGAUGAUGGAAGCUUUCGAGGACAAGAAGGUACAGAAAAUGAUAUGCGUUUUGUAUAUUGCGCCAUCGCAAUAUGUUUCAUGCUGAAUGAUUUUGGAACCAUUGAUUUAAAAUCAGUUUUAAAAUUUAUUCAGCGAUGUGUGAAUUUUGAUGGUGGUAUUGGUCAAGCACCUAUGCUUGAAAGUCAUGGAGGUUCGACAUUUUGCGCCGUAGCUUCAUUAGCAAUGGCAGGGCAUCUAUGGGAUGAGAGUGUGUUGACUCAUCAACAAAUUGAAAGACUUAUCAAGUGGGCACUAUGGAAACAAAAUGAUGGUUUUCAUGGUCGAGCCAACAAACCAGAUGAUAGCUGUUACUCAUUUUGGAUUGGUGGAACACUCAAGAUACUGGAUGUCUACGUAUUUGUGAAUGAAGAGAAGCUGCGGUCUUUUAUUUUAUCUACACAGGAUAUGCUCAUUGGUGGUUUCAGCAAGUUCAUUGAUGUUGUUUCUGAUGCAUUGCACACGUGCUACAGUAUAUCGGCACUUUCACUGCUUCGUGAACCUGAUUUUCUAACUCUAUAUACACCAUUAAAUAUCACCAGUCGAGCAGCGGAACAUCUGAUUGCACAUUUACUCAGUGGGGAACUUAGUAAAAACGACUUUUUCAAAGCAGCUGCAGUUCUCUUUGUGAAUCGCCGUUGUUAUCGUAGUGAACCAGACUAUUUACUCCAUCAACAGGAUGGUCAUGCACUCAUCAAACACUGGGUCAUGAGGAGGGCUAUCUGUCUUUUAAUCCAUAUUGUGUCUGAAUUAGGUGCCGGAAGAUUCUGGUUUCCAGAAACAUGUCCGUCAAAACAUCCACCACAAGUGGAACACUUGUUGGUAUCGUAUGUGGUCGAAAUUAGGGCAGUAUCUGGUUGCACUUAA
This is a messenger RNA of Thelazia callipaeda (thelaziosis nematode), 4626 nucleotides long. The record is from the annotation of a GenBank genome assembly. Lineage: Eukaryota; Metazoa; Nematoda; Chromadorea; Rhabditida; Thelaziidae.